Molecule: messenger RNA, 3135 nt
Organism: Camelina sativa (false flax)
Lineage: Eukaryota; Viridiplantae; Streptophyta; Magnoliopsida; Brassicales; Brassicaceae
Source: RefSeq, a predicted model, not a curated record
AUGCAUGAUAUAGAGGUUGACAACCUCAGACUUAAAUGUAUGGUGAUCACUUCCGAGACUGCAUCAUGCUAUGCGGAUUUCAUGAACUACAAGGUUUAUGGAGAAGUUUCUAAUGACAUGGAUCCUUACUGGAAGAAAACGUUAUUCAAGGACAUCAACCACUAUUUCUGGGAUGAGCCAUAUCUGUAUGGGGUACCUAGAGCAGUGAUCAGUGAUGGUAGAACUCACUUUGUCAACAAGGUGUUUGAAAGUAUGCUGAAGAAGUAUGGUGUGAAGCACAAGGGUAUUCUGUCAAGGAUUGUUGGAGUUUCGAAAAAAGACUGGUCUACCAAGUUGGACGAGACUCUCUGGGCGUACCGGACAGCCUUCAAAACGCCAAUAGGAAGAACACCGUUUAAGUUCGUUUAUGGUAAAGCAUGUCACCUCCCUGUGGAGGUUGAGUACAAGGCACUUUGGGCUAUUAAGCUUCUGAAUUUGGAUAUUUACGCAGCUCAGGCUAAGAGGACUCUUGACAUCCAUGAGUUGGAAGAAAUAAGACUUGAUGCUAAUGAGAGUUCUAAGAUUUACAAGGAAAGGACAAAAAAUUUUCAUGACAAGAAGAUUGUUGUCAAGGAGCUCAUGGCUAAGGAUCAAGUUUUGCUUUUCAACUCCAGACUUAAGUUAUUUCAUGGAAAGUUUAAGUCCAGGUGGUCUGGACCUUUUAAAGUCAAAGAAGUUCUGCCAUUCGGAGCUAUCACUCUUCUGAACAAGGAUGGUAGCGAAUUCACUGUUAAUGGUCAGAGAGUCAAUAAAUUUUUAGCUGAUGAAGUCCAACCAGAGAGGUGCAUGCCUCCUAAACCUCACACAAGGAAUAACAAGUCUGGUCCUACUGUGAAUUUGUCAAACAAAGAGUUGGGAAAACUAGAACGUGAGAACAGAAAGGCAGCUAAAUCUCUGAAGAUGCUUGAUGCAGAAGGAGCUAAGACAUCCAUUGAGCAUCAGAGGAGACUGAAUCCGAAUCUGCAAGAUGUUGUCAAGAAGGAGAUCAUGAAGCUGCUGAAUGCUGGGAUCAUCUAUCCAAUAUCUGACAGCAAUUGGGUUAGUCCGGUACAUGUUGUUCCUAAGAAAGGUGGAGUUACAGUGGUGAAGAAUGACAAGAAUGAGCUGAUCCCUACAAGGACAAUUACUGGUCAUAGGAUGUGCAUCGAUUACAGGAAACUGAAUGCUGCAACAAGGAAAGAUCACUUUCCACUUCCUUUCAUUGACCAGAUGUUGGAGAGGUUAGCUAAUCAUCCAUACUACUGCUUUUUGGAUGGUUACUCAGGCUUUUUCCAGAUUCCUAUUCAUCCUGAUGACCAAGAGAAGACAACCUUCACUUGUCCCUAUGGUACCUUCGCUUACCGCAGAAUGCCUUUUGGUCUCUGUAAUGCUCCUGCAACAUUUCAGAGAUGCAUGAUGUCAAUCUUCACUGAUAUGAUUGAGGAUUAUAUGGAGGUUUUCAUGGAUGAUUUCUCAGUUUAUGGGUCUUCAUUCAAAAGCUGUUUGGAUAAUCUCUGUAAGGUGCUAGCAAGGUGUGAAGAGAAGCAUUUGGUACUUAACUGGGAAAAAUGUCAUUUUAUGGUUAGAGAUGGCAUAGUGCUUGGCCACAGGGUUUCAGAAGCUGGAAUAGAAGUUGACCGCGCUAAGAUAGAGGUGAUGACAAGUCUUCAACUACCAGAGAAUGUGAAGGCAGUGAGGAGCUUUCUUGGACAUGCAGGGUUCUAUAGGCGUUUUAUCAAAGAUUUCAGCAAGAUAGCAAGACCACUUUCUGCUUUGUUGUGCAAAGAUGUCAAGUUUGAAUUCACUGAUGAAUGUCGCAUAGCCUUUGAGAGGAUUAAGCAGGAGCUUGUGAGUGCACCUAUUGUUCAGCCACCAGAUUGGGAUCUUCCUUUUGAAGUAAUGUGUGAUGCUAGUGACUUUGCAGUAGGAGCAGUGCUGGGACAAAGAAAAGAUAAGAAACUUCAUGCAAUCUACUAUGCAAGCAGGACACUUGAUGAGGCACAAAGGAAUUAUGCAACAACAGAGAAGGAGUUGUUGGCUGUGGUGUUUGCUUUUGAGAAGUUUAGAUCUUAUCUGGUUGGUUCAAAAGUCAUUGUUCAUACUGAUCAUGCUGCAUUAAGAUACUUGAUGCAGAAGAAGGAUGCUAAGCCUAGACUUUUGAGAUGGAUUCUUCUUCUUCAAGAGUUUGACAUUGAGGUGAGGGAUAAGAAGGGGAUAGAGAAUGGUGUUGCUGAUCACUUGUCCAGGAUUAGGAUUGAUGAUGAUGUUCCAAUUCGUGAUUGUCUUCCUGAAGAACAUGUUUAUUUUGUUGAUACUGGCUCCAAUCAACCCUGGUAUGCUGAUAUUGCCAAUUAUCUUGCUGCAGAGGUAGAACCUGAUCAAUUCACAGGCUAUCAUAAGAAGAGGUUCUUGAGAGAGCUAAGGAGAUAUUAUUGGGAUGAGCCUUAUCUGUAUAAGCAUUGCAGUGAUGGUGUUUACAGAAGAUGUCUAGCUGAGACAGAAACCAGUGGACAAGUUGAAGUUUCCAACAGGCAGAUUAAGGAGAUUCUAGAGAAAACAGUGGGUGUUACAAGAAAAGAUUGGGCUAUGAAGCUUGAUGAUGCACUUUGGGCAUAUAGAACUGCUUAUAAAACACCACUUGGCACUACUCCUUUCCAUCUGCUUUAUGGGAAAGCCUGUCAUCUUCCAGUGGAGUUAGAGCACAAAGCAGCCUGGGCAGUUAAGUUGAUGAAUUUUGAUGCCAAGACAGCUUCAGAGAGAAGGUUAGUGCAGUUGAAUGAGUUAGAUGAGCUGAGAUUUCAUGCAUUUGAGAAUUCCAAGCUGUACAAGGAGAGGACCAAGGCUUAUCAUGAUAAGAAGAUCAUCUCCAGACACUUUGAGCCAAAUGACCAGGUACUCCUUUACAAUUCCCGCUUGAAGCUGUUUCCUGGAAAGCUGCGUUCCCGCUGGUCUGGUCCUUUUACUGUUCAAGAAGUCAGACCAUAUGGAGCUAUUGUGCUGUUGAACUCAAAAGGGGAGAAAUUUACUGUUAAUGGCCAAAGGGUGAAACACUAUUGGGCAAAAGCUGAGAUACCAGACGGACACAUUGUGCGUUUGGAUGAUGCACCCUCUGCCUAA